Messenger RNA from Durusdinium trenchii, 762 nucleotides. Lineage: Eukaryota; Dinophyceae; Suessiales; Symbiodiniaceae. The record is from the annotation of a GenBank genome assembly.
AUGGUGAGCAGCCCGUUUAGCCUCGGCAAUGAGUUCCUGGCGGAGAGUACAGACACCUACCUCCGCGAGAAGUUUGCAAAGGCGAAGGGUAAAGCCAAGGCAAAGGUGCCAAAACGAUCUGGGGGAAAUCGUGGCAAUGAUUCUCUUGGUGCCCCUGGCAGAUCAAUAGGACCUCAGCAGCAAGAAGACCUUGAUGAGGCGGAGCGUGACCUUCUUGGAUUGCCCAAAGCUCCCCCACGGGCAAAGUCUCCAAGACCAGAGAUGGAACUCCUGCCGCUAGAAGCAGGUGCUGCACUGCGGCUAGCAGCUUCCGGUGCAUCAGUAUCGUCAAAGCGUUGCUGCCCUGACGGUCAUCAGCUCUUUUGCUACAUCGUUGCCAGAAGUGCAGCACUCUGUGACACCUGCGAUACCAUGCAAAAGCCUGGAGAAGUGGUUUUUGGCUGCAGCACCUGCGACAGUGAGCUAUGUGCCAAAUGUGCAGUGGAGACCGCCUCAUCUACUGAAGAGGCGGACGAGAGUCGUGAGCUCAUUGCGAGAGUGACCCAGAUGUACUCUGGCGAGAAGUGCACACGCUUUGUCGCCACCCCCAGCGGAGCUGUGCUGGAUACACUGGAUACACAUCAGCAACCUGAACUUCGUGAUAAAGGUCCAGAGGAGAAGCUUGAGAGCUCGACUCAAGCUUCAGACAAAAAAGAAAACCGAGAAGCUGCAAAGCCACCACAGCUGCCUGCAAGGACAGUGGAAUUGCGCCGAAACUAUUGA